GGAACCCAGUCGUCGCCGGGACACGGAGCAGAGCAGCAGCACAGCACCCGCUGCCAUGGCGACCUCUUGGACACCCCUGCUUCUGCUCGCCGCGCUGACGACCCUGCCGAAUGACUCGGCGGGACAAGAAGCCGACAACGGCUUCUACGGCAAGUACAUCGGCAAGCUGAAGUCGUACCACCACGGCGUCUCGGGAGACGUGUUCGCCGUCGACUCCAGGACGCUGCACAUCCGGGACUUCACGUACGACGGCGAGGGACCCGCGGCCUACUUCUACGUGGGCUCCACCAAGGCCCCGGGUCCGGACGGAGUGAGGAUCCCCGACGAGAAAGGAUCGGACCAGCCGCUGCCGCGCUACGUGGGUAAGCACGUCACGCUCACCCUGCCAGAGUCCAGCAGCCUCAGCAGCAUCAAGUGGUUCUCCGUGUGGUGCGACGAGUUCUCGGUGAACUUCGGCGACGUGCGCAUCCCCAAGAGCCUGGACUACCCGCGGCCGCAGAAGAUCCAGGGUCUGAGCGGGGUCCACGGGGUGUCCUCCGACUCCAUCGUCAUCGUGGAUGCGCAGACGCUGCUCAUCCCCAACUUCUCCUACGACGGCGAGGCGCCAGACGCCAAGUUCUGGGUGGGACGCGGCGCCAAGCCGGGCCCCCAGGGGGUGCGCGUGCCCGACGAAAACGGCCAGGAGGAACCGCUGCGGCGCUACGACCGCAAGACCAUCGUGCUCACCUUGCCCGGCGACCUCACCGUCCUCGACAUCGGCCACUUCGGCGUGUGGUGCGAGGCGUUCGCCGUGGACUUCGGCCACGUGCGGCUGCCGGCGCGCGCGCUCAACGUGCCGCCCUCGCUGCGCAUGCUGGGAGUGUCGCCGCAGUCCAAGCUGAACUGCGAGGUGCUGCACGACGACCUGGCCCUGGAGGUGCGCUGGGCCGUGGCGGGGGACAGCAUCGUGAUGCAGCUCGUCGGCCGUCUGGCCGCCGGCGAGUACAUGGCGUUCGGGCCGUCGGGGGAGGACCUGGCGAGCCGCAUGAUCGGCGGCGACGUGGUGGUCGCCUGGGUGGACCACGCCUCGCUCAAGGGCUACGCCGUCGACUACCUCCUGGACGCCAAGUCGCAGUGCUCCGGCUCGCGCGGCAGCUGCCCCGACGUCAGGAUCAGGGAGGGCACGAACAGCGUGGAGAUGCUGAACUCCGCCAUGGUGAACGGCUACUCGAUAGUGACGUACCAGCGCCCGCUGGCGGCCCAGGACGAGCUGGACAGGCCGGUGCUGACCAACGGCAGCCAGGCGGUGAUCUGGGCCGUCGGGCCUCUCAACUCGCGGCAGGAGGUCUCCUACCACAGCAUCACAAGCAAAGGCGACCUGCUGCUGGACUUCGGGCGCGCCCCCAAGUGGAACUGCCCGCUGCCCGAGAUGGAGACCCCGCGGAGGUUCCAGGCCAAGUCCCGGGAGCACCCCGCUGCCCUGCGCGCCCAGCAUGAUGACCACCAGGCCGCCCCCCGCACCACGGCGAGGCCCGCCACGAGGCGCCCGCCCGCCACGCCGGCGCCCGCCCCCACCAGGGACGCCUGGGACAUCCCGCCCAUCCAGUGCCACGAGCCGGAGGACGGGGUCUUCUACGCGCAGAUGGGGCCAACGGGGGGCAAGCACGGCUACCCGGCCAUCACCGGUCACGUCGGCUGGGGCAUUUCCUGGUACAUAAACGGCCUCCUGAUCCCGGAGAUAGACGUGGUGCGCGGCAAGACCUACACGUUCGUGGUGGAAGGCGGUCUGGACCCCGAGGUGCCGGCCCGCUACCAUCCCUUCUACAUCACGGACGACCCCGUCGGCGGCUACGAGCACAAGACGCCCGAAGAGCGAGCGGAGGUGCAGGUGUUCGCCGGGGUGCGCCAGACGCGCCGGGGCCCAAUCCCCACGGGCACGGGCCGCCUCUGCAACUGGACGCCCGACCAGCAGCAGCCGCCCGCCGACGAGUUCGCGUCGUUCGGCGCGUACCAGCGCACGCUGAGCCUGGAGUGCGACGAGGGCGAGCCCGGCGUGGUGCAGUGGACCCCGGACCGCGACACGCCCGACACCGUGUACUACCAGUGCUACACGCAUCGGUACCUCGGAUGGAAGAUCAACGUCCUGGACAGCUGCGACUACUCGGGAGCCGCCAGCGAGCUGGUGUCGUCGCGGGUCCCGGCCGAGGACGACCUCGAAGGGGGCGACGAGGACCUCCAGUCCCGACCCAGCAUCCGCGUCACCACCCGCGUCAAGCCGAACGGACUGUUUCCCGACACCAAAAAUCACGCAAGCGCCACCGACGGUCUCGAAGACAGCUACCUGAAAGGAUUCCCGCGGUCGAGUGAGCUCCAUCCGAACAGCCCCCAGGACUUUUACAUAUCCAAGAGCAUGAAACCGGUGAGAGGCAACAUCGAACCCGAGGAUCAGCAGUAUGAAGGCCAUAUCAGCAGCGACCCCCACGUACCGCCACCGGCACAGCAGAAGGAACCCCAGGGAAUAGCGUACAACAGCAGCGCCACCAUCUACCACCUUCCGCAGGCCACGGAGGCAAGCCGAGACGGCAGCAGCUUCCUCAAACAAACGGCUGGUGUGAUGAGCAAACCCGGGACUCACAAAGUCACUUCCGAAUCGCCUAGGACUUCACCGGCAUCCCCCCAGCACGUUCAGAUGAACAACUCGCUCAGUACCAUCGAUCCCAAGCGCAAGCCCAUCGUGCAUGCUACCACGCCUUACUCUGUACUCCCAUCAAGCGAAAGUAUUGCAAAUCCUGUAAAUCGAACAGAACAGAAGCUCGACGCUGAUAAACUUCAGCUGGCCGAGGAAUCUCAGCAGUCGGUGGUGACAGUAAAUAGCAAUGGGAUCAGCCCCAAAAAUGAGACCAAAGAUCCGAAGCCGCUGAAGAGCAUGACAAGUGAUUUGACGCCGCCGCCUUUGGGCAACUCGUUCGGCAGUCCACCUUUCAUUCGUGGAUCGCCACUGCAGAACUUUGGCAUCACACGGAUACCGCAGCCGAUUCCGAUGCAUCCCCAGAUGCCAUUUCAGAGGCCAGCUCAUAUUUACAAUGGGCCACAUUUUCGUCGCCCUGUGCCCCCUCGGAGUCACCCAAGGCCCUUGCCUUCUGCUGCCAUGUACAGACCACACUAUGUGCCAGCACCUAUUGCCGGCUUCAAAACAAAUCUCAAGAAGCCCUUCCACAGGGCACCAGUCGUCAUGGCCAGUUCCCAUCAUCCCGUAAUAGUCACACCAUCAUUGGCCUAUCAUCCACUAAUGUCGAACUUGCCUCAUCGCGGUCCGUAUCAGCAACAGCUCAUGAGCACAGUCAAGUAUUUCCCGUACUCCCUACCGAAUCCCCACAUCAUGAAUCCCCACCAGGUACCGCCAGUUCCACUUACAACUGAAGCGGUAGCAGGAAGCAUCUCUACCACAACUAUGGUGCCAUCGCCAGACACUUCUGUAAGCAAAGUUAAAUCGGUAACUUCCGAUAAUCAAACUUCAGCCGUUAAUCCAGACCCAUCUGCUUCCAUUUUAAGAGAUCGUGGCAGCUUUGACAUCCAACUCCCAGUAGCUCAGAAUACAGGAUUUCACCCAGAAUCGGUUAUCGUCGAAGGUGGUUUCAAACCGUUGGUAAACAAAAAAGUUAUAGCUGAAGAUAGGUUGUCUCUGGUAGAUGAAGAGAAAGUAGAUGUAAAACCAGAGGAUGGCGAAGACACCGCGGUACACGAACGGAAAGAAAAUCCUUUUGAAGGCCAGCAACCAGAAACGUUCGAACCGAUGUUUAUCCCAUCCCCGCCCGACAAGAUCACAGGACAAAAGAAUGGCAGCGAGAAGCUUACCAAGAACCCUCUCACCUUGGCAGAUGAGCUGGUGCCGCCCACACCAGGUGUGGACCACGGGCUCAGCGCUCAGCCGGCACGGAAGUCUCCACCACCUCACAUCGUCAGGAACCAGUUCGACGGGGCCCGGAGGCCCAUGCAUGGCCACAAAGUGAUCGUGCACUACCACCACCUGCCCGCGAGGAGCGGCUCGCCGUCCUUCAGGUACCAGCAGGCCUCGCAGCAGGACGACGAAACUGCGAUGGCGGCAGAACGCAUGGACAUAUACUACCUUCCCCCGGACGACUUCGAGCCUGAAGACAGGCAGCAGCCACCCCCUCCUGUGGACGGGGACCUACCCCCGGGGGCUGUCGUCGCGUACGACGGCAGGCCAGUCAUCGACUCCUCCCUAGCAUCCUCGAUACCGGAUCGUUCGAUAGUCGCUUCAAUGCAGACGCAGACUGGGUCUGCAAGCCUCCUCCAGAGGACGCCCCAGUUCGGCCCGUACCUCGGGGAGGUCCCGCCGCCGGUCCCGGGCGACCUCCGCCCUGAGAGCAUCCCCCAGCUACAGAACCAGAGGCCGUCAAGCCUGAACCCUGCAGGCCUCACGGGCGAUAUCCGCCCCGUCCACGGUCAGCGAACCCAGCUCUUGCCGGUCGCCCAGUUCGAAGAGCGUGGUGAGACCGCGGACAUGCUUCUUCCCGAAGCCACAGACAUCAAAGAGUCGCGAAUCCCUUCGGAGGUGGGAGCUGAAACUCCGUCUAUGUACACCAGCACUGCAACAACUGCCGCUCUCCCGAGCUCGCGAAUCUCCGAUGAUACGUCAGGAGCCACUGCUUUGCAAGAGGAAAUCGGUAGGGUUCGGCGGUCGGCCUCCGCCCACCAUAGUCCGGAGCACGACGCAGAGCACGAGCAUGACCAUCAGCAUGGUGACCAUGAUCACCAUCACCACCAGCACCCCGAGAGCCACGACCAACCCAUCAGCAACGACCUUCAAACUAACCACAAGCUGAUGACUGCACCCACACACCCUGCAAACGGAGCACUGAAACAAUACUCCAUACCGUCGGUCAUUUUGAUGGCCUUACUCACAAGUGCAGUUUUGAAGUUCCUAGAGGGAGUAGCACAAUAACAGCAACUCAUCCAACAUACAGCUCAAUUACGUGCAAAUAUCUGUGUCACAAAGUUGGAAAAUACAUAUACAUAUGGCCCACUGAUGAUUUUCAUGGUGUGUUACCUAGUUGAACAUUUAAAAAUUAUUUAUUUUCCAGUCACAUGAAAGUGUUAUAAAUAAUAUUUAAUUUUUGCUAGUGGUGAGAACAAUCAGUGACUGCAUACUUUGCAAGUAAGUGUCAUAUUUUACAUACAUGUGUAUAUCGUCCAAGCUGACAAUUGUGAAAUUGAACAUACACAUAAGUAACAGUUCAAGCAAAAGUGGAAACUACCUAAUGUAGCUGGUAGAUAAAUGAAUGUAGUGUCACAUAUAUAAUGCAGUUUAAAUGUUACUCCUCUUACAUGCCUGCUAUGUUCUAUAAAUCGUUAAAUAGCUAAUGGCAAAAUUAUGGGAAGUAAUGAAUAAAAAAAAAAUUAAGUUUUUGAAUAUAUUUAAGAUUCAGUGUAAAUUUAUGUAACGGGUAGUAACUUCCGUAAUAAUAGAAUAUCAAUAAUUAUAUAAAUUUCAAUCUCCCAGAAAUAUUAUAUGUAAAGUCUAGAAAUAUUUUAUGAAAUCCAAAUAAAAUUAAACCUCUUAGAAGCAUUAGUAUUUAAUUUUCAACUAAAUAGGAAAAUAAUUUAUCACAGUGUAAAUCAAAAUCAAUGUCAAUAUUAUGUCAAUAUUGUGCAGACUGACAUUUGUGUAUCCUGAAAUUUAGUGCUCCUCUUUAUUUACUUAGUUAGAAUUUGUAAGUAAACCUUUUAUACAUGAAUUUAUGUAUGUACUUAUUAUUGUACAAAAUUUAAUUAUAAGUGUUAUGUAAGUAAAUACACACCUGUGUUGUAAAUAUUAAAAAGAAAAUACAGUUAUUUUUA
Molecule: messenger RNA, 5841 nt
Organism: Bacillus rossius redtenbacheri
Lineage: Eukaryota; Metazoa; Arthropoda; Insecta; Phasmatodea; Bacillidae
Product: protein Skeletor, isoforms D/E-like
Exons: 14
Coding region: 56-4945 (1629 amino acids)
Source: RefSeq, a predicted model, not a curated record